Messenger RNA from Diabrotica virgifera virgifera (western corn rootworm), 2723 nucleotides. RefSeq names its product Kv channel-interacting protein 1. Bases 544 to 1164 code for a protein of 206 amino acids. Lineage: Eukaryota; Metazoa; Arthropoda; Insecta; Coleoptera; Chrysomelidae. The transcript has 6 exons. Gene Ontology annotation, molecular function: calcium ion binding. The record is from RefSeq and is a predicted model, not a curated record.
UGAUAUAUGUAGUAACUAAUCAAAACUUUUAAUUUUUCAGUUGAAUACGUCACCGUCGUCGAUCCGAGACCUGCCCUACUGCGUGCGUCAUCCCAGAGGAGAGUCCGUCGGGAGUGGACAAUAGCGGAAAAAAAAAUAAUUUCCAUUUUUCGCACGUUUUUUUGAUGUUUCCUUUCGCCGGCAACGCCUAAUGAGCCUGCAUCGUUCUAAUUAUAGAAGAGUGAAACAACAUGAGGCGUAACAAUUUUCUGCAAGCGCACCGCAGAUGAUAGAAAGCCGACGGAUUGCGUGGCCGGCACAUCGUUCAUAGAAAACGGACGUUUCGGAACAGAAAAAGGUAAACAAAAACGGCGAAAGUAGUUUAUUCAUAUAAGUAGACUUUUUUUAUAUGAAACUAUUGUAGUGGAAGUUUGUAUCUGUUGUUCGUGAACUGUGUUUGUGAGUUAUCACUGCGUAUUGUCACGAGAUGUCUUUAUAUACUUUAUUGCAUUUUUGUUAUCAGUGUUUUGAAUAGGCAGUAGGUAGACCAGAACCAAAUCCAAGAUGGGCACUCCUUCAGACAGUCCCGUCGAGGAGGUGAUGUUCGAAAUCGAACCGUCCAGGGUACCAAAACCGGUGCCAGUAGCCCUUGAGGACCUCUGCAGACUGACCAAAUUCACCAGACAAGAAAUUCGGAUCAUGUACAGGGGAUUUAAAACGGAAUGCCCCGAGGGUGUCGUCCAUGAAGAUAGCUUUAAAGAAAUUUAUUCCAAAUUUUUUCCUCACGGAAAUUCUAGUUUGUAUGCACAUUACGUGUUCAAGGCCUUUGAUGUCAACUGCAACGGGGCUAUUAGUUUCAGGGACUUAUUAAUAACAUUAUCGACCCUCCUGCGGGGUUCGGUGUACGAGAGGCUAAGGUGGACUUUUAAACUGUACGACGUGAACGGCGAUGGAUGCAUUAGUAGAGGGGAGCUGUCAGAAAUAGUCGUGGCAGUUCACGAAUUAAUGGGAAGGAGAGCCCAUCAGGUAGAAGAUGAUAGAAAAGCGAGGGAGCAGAUAGACCGAGUCUUCCGAAAACUGGAUUUAAAUCAAGACGGCGUCAUCACCAUAGAAGAAUUCAUGGAAUCCUGUCUCAAAGACGACGUCAUCACUAGGUCAUUGCAGAUGUUCGACGCGGUCCUGUGAUAAAUGUGAUGAGGCCUUUAUCCACGGGGUCAACAUCCAAUACCGAAAUCGGUCUUUGUGAACAGUGCGUUGGACUUUAUGGAUUGGUGGAUUAUUGACGUUGUAGACGAUUGUGAGUGUUACUUUUAGGAAAUCCGUAGACUCAGAACAGAUAUGAAGGUAGUGGUGAUACGAACUCUUAUAGUACUUUUAAUAAAUUGACGUUAUGGUUGUUUAAAGAUAUUUUAUGCUCAAACCAGAAUAAGAGUAACAGCAAUUCUUAAUCCUAUUUUUAACGUUUUAUCUCAACUAUUUUGCCUUAAUAUUCUGAAGGAAACCAAUAUAGUAUGCAGAGAAAAAAAUACAAAAGAAAUAGCUCUCAUCAAAUAGCUAACUAACAAAAUGAGGUAAAUUUAAUGUGGCAUGGAGCGCACAGAUACACAAAUAUACUUUUUAUUCAAAUAACUUUUACAUUACGCUGACCACUCACUAUCAGGUACACAUGAUAGGCACGCCUGAACAGUCAAGCCUGUCAGGUGUGCCUGAUAAUGUAUGGUGGGUAUGCCUCUCAGGCGACCUGAAGGCGACCUGAGAACUGAUGAAAAUUCGAUCAAUUUUGCCUGACGGGCGAGUAGACUUGAUGUGUGUGUGGGGGUUUUAUCAUGUGUAUGUGAACAAGUCUCAGUUUUGAUGUGGACAAUUUACUUUUUUAGGUUAAAGCUUUGUAAUUUUGAUUUAUUUUACUAUUGUGUGUGUUCCUUUAACUUUUUUACCAAUUGCUGAUGAUCUAGGUGCAGUCGCUCAUUCUACAAGCGACGUGAGAGAGGUGUUUUCACAACUCGAGGAAAAAAUAGGUAGUCUGGGUUUUCGAAUAAAUGAAGAUAAGACGAAAUACGUUAUUAACCAAAAAUCCAAGACCAAGAGUUAGGCAGAAUAUAACAACUAUUAACGACCAUAACUUCAAAGUAGUAAAAGAGUUUAAAUAUCUGGGGCGGUAACCACAGAUAGAUGACAACCACAUACUUAGAAAAAGAGGUCUCAGCAAGGAUAGCUACGGGAAAUAGAGCAUUAUACUCCCUAUCAUUAUUAUUAAGAUCUAAGCUGCUAAAAAGACAAUCUAAAUUAAGACUGUACAUGUCAAUUAUUCGCCCAGUUGUUACACAUGGAAGUGCAACAUGGACUCUACAUCAGCGGGAAAUUAAAUAAGCUGCUGGUAUUUGAAAGAAAGGUUCCUUGAAUCAUAUUUAGCACUAUAAGAGAUGAAUUGUCAGGAGAGUGAUAAAGGCGCAGCAAUGCUGAAUUGGUAACUCUGUAUGGUACUGAAAACAUCGUCAGAGACAUAAAUUCUAACCAGAUAAGGUGGUCAGAUCAUGUGGUAAGAUUACAGAAAGACAGAGUGUUUAAAGAGAGUGUUUUUUGAAAGAACAGGCAGUAGAAGAUCAGCAGGCCUUCGCCUUUCCUGAGAAAGAUGGAACUAUGAUGUUGAAGCCAAUUUACCUAGGAUUGGGGUACCACAAUGGUAAAUGGAAACACAAGAUCUCAAAAUGAAGUGUUAUAGUGUACAGUCAAGAAGAAGAGGA